AUGUUUAAUAAAUCUUUUCUUUCUAAUAAAGCAUUAUUAUUAUCUAGUGUUAGAUUUUUUAGAAGAAAACAACCAAAACAAGGAAAACCACCAAUUUUACCACCGUCAAAAAAAGUUUUGUACAAUAUUGUUAAUGUGCCAUGGCAAAAAAAGGAAGUUGUUGAAGAAUUAUUAUGGCGUCGUCAUGUAUAUAAUAAUGCAAUGAUAACAAUGCGUGAAAUUUUUAAACAAGAAGUAGAUAUGAAAGAAAGUGCUGGAGUUGGUUUGGAGGCAUUGCGUGUACAAGAAAAAGAAGAAUUAGAAAACUGUUUAUUAUUAAAUGAGGAAAGAAAUAAAAAAUUAAGAGCUGAAAGAGAGAAACGUGAUGCUGAAGAGUUAAUCAAAACAAAAGAAGAAAUUUUCCAAAAGAUUUGUUCUAUUAUUAAAGAUGAAGAGCAAAAUACAAGUAUAAGAAGGGAGGAAGUUUUACGUUUAAUAGAACAAUCACCUAAUUUCAUAACAAAAGAAAAUCUUGAUGAAAAAUUAGAAGAAGCUCUUAAAAAUCCUGCUUCAUUUGACUAUGCUAUUGAUGUUCAUGGUAAUGUUACCCAAGAUCUACCUAGGUUUAUUUAA
This is a messenger RNA of Strongyloides ratti, 612 nucleotides long. Its product is annotated as Probable 28S ribosomal protein S26, mitochondrial. The coding region runs from base 1 to 612 and encodes 203 amino acids. The transcript is spliced from 2 exons. NCBI's taxonomy places the organism in Eukaryota, Metazoa, Nematoda, Chromadorea, Rhabditida, Strongyloididae. The record is from RefSeq and is a predicted model, not a curated record. Gene Ontology annotation, cellular component: mitochondrial small ribosomal subunit.